AUAUAUGUGUGUGCGUCUCUGUCUCUGUGUUUGUGUGUGUGUGUGUGUGUGUGUGUGUGUGUUGCAGCACCUGGGGGAAACAUCCAGCUGUACACAGAACGGACUUCUUUUUUCUACCCACCCCUCCCCUCAUUUAUUUGUCUAUCCAUCUUUCUAUAUGUCCUUCUGACUGCAGUCUGCAUACUGCUGCUGCUGUGGAAGGAGUAAGUGGGAGGAACAUCUUACUCUUUUUUGCCCCGCAAACCAUGCUAGGACAUCCUCCUGGAGCUGCUGCUGCUGCUGCUGCUGCUGCAGCAGGGGUGGACUUGGCUUUCAAUCUCCUGCAUUGCACAAUCUUUCCCCUCUGCUUGGACAGAUAAAAAGAAAAAGACCAAAAGAGGGAGCGCUGGAAGACGAGGAAAAGGGAGGAAAAGGAUACACGGCAGAGCUGCUCUGGGGUGAAGAGGGUGUGGGAGAUAAUAGAUCACAGCAAAGAGCGAGAGGCUGAGGAGGCAUGAGGGGAGCAGCAGACGCGGGGAAACCGAAGACUGAGUGAGUAACACUGCAGUAGAAUGAGGGUUAAAGUGAAAGAGAGGGCUGAGAAGCGUUUGGGUCGGCCGUCUUGCGCCCGCCGCUCAGCGUCUGCCGCUUUCUGAAGAAGCACGACAAGGAAGCCACCGUGGAGUCGAGAAGGAGAAGGAGGAGGGGGACUGAGGAGGAGGAAGCCAGAGGUUCUACACACAAGAUGGCUGCUGUGUCCUCUGCCUCUGACACUGGGGAAUCCAGAGGGCGCCACCCCCCCGAGCGCCGCCUGCUAAUACUCGGAGGCCCGCGCUCCGGGAAGACCUCCUCGGCCAACACCAUUCUGGGACUCAACGUCUUUGACGGCGGGGCCGAGACCACGCACAACAACGUGGCCCAGACGGAGAUCUACGGCCGGCGGGUCACCGUGGUGGACACCCCAUCGUGGGCCAUCCCCGCCGACACCGAGGACGACGAGGACACCGACACCAACGACAACGCCGGCGCCGAGUCGGAGAGCCCGGCGCGGCCCCCGCCCAGCCUGGACAGCGAGGGGCCCUGCAUGGGCGCCAUCCUCUGCCCCCCCGGUCCUCACGCCAUCCUGCUGGUGGUGUCGGUCACCCAGCCCUUCACCGAGAUCGAAAAGAAGGCUGCCGAGGAGCAGCUGGGGGCGUUGGGCGGAGGGACCUGGAGGUAUUCCAUGGUCCUCUUCACAUGUGUGGACAAGCUGCCCAAAGGCGUCUUCAUCGAGGAGCACAUAGCCAACACAGGAGAGGCUCUGCAGUGGCUGGUGGAGAGAUGUGGAAGCAGGUAUCACGCUUUUGAUAACACUCGAAAGGAGACAGAGGAAAACACCCAAGUACCGGAACUGAUGGAAAAAGUGGAGGAAAUGGUCACUGAUAACCAAGGCUGGUACUUUGAGGUGAACGAGUUGAUUUUACUGGAGGAAGAACAAGCCAGGAGAGCUCUGGAGGAGGAGCGAAUGAGGAUGGAGGAGCACGCCAGACAGCGGGAGCAAAUGAUCGGGGGACCCCCCAGAGAGCUGAGGCUGCUGCUUCUAGGGUGGAAGGGUGUGGGGAAGAGCUCGGUGGGGAACUCCAUCCUGGGCCGGCGCUUCUUCGAGUCGGGCCAGGAGACGGAGCUGUGCCUGCGGCGGCAGGCGCUGGUGUGCGGCCGCCGCGUCACCAUCGUGGACACGCCCGGCUGGGACUGGUUCUCGGUGAGGCGGACCCCCAAGCGCAUCCGGCAGGAGUCGCAGCGGGGCGCCGCCCUGCUGCGCCCGGGGCCCCACACCCUGCUGCUGGUCCUGCCCGUGGUGUCCUCGCUGACCGCCCGGAAGCGCCGGACGCUGCUGGCCCACAUAGCCACGCUGUUCGGGGACGGCGCCUGCCUCCACACCAUGGUGCUGUUCAGCUGCGGGGACUGGCUGGGCCGCACGCCCAUCGAGGAGCACAUCCUCCGGGGCGGGCGGGAGCUGCAGAGACUGCUGGAGUUCUGCGGGAACUAUUACCACGUCCUGGACAGCAAGGUGCCCGGCAAGGACCGGAGCGUGUCGGUCCUACUGGACAAGAUCGAGGAGAUGGUCAGGGACAACGGGGACAAGGCCUUCCUCCCCAUCCAGACAGAAUGGUUGAGCGAGGAGAGCUCCUAUUCCUCCGACAACACCGAACCGGAGGACGACUGCCGAGGAUGCCAGCUGCAGUGACACAGAGCCGCCAAAAAAAAGGAAAGGAUGCCUGGCCCUCCUCUCUUCGUUGUGAGUCGUCAGUAGGCCCCAAAACAUCACCUCAUGUAACUUUAAUCUCACACUGAAGCUCCGGAGUUUCAGGGGAAAAACAAACGGACGGUUAGGAAAGCAGGAGUCGGGUGACACGACCACAUUCACUGUUCAACGAGCCAUCAAACCCAAGGCGAGGAGGAGGAAAUCACGAGCGACUGGAGCUCAGACUUUGCCGGUGAGAGAGAAAACGUGGCUCUCCAAAGCAGCCGGGUUCGGUCGGCUGAAUUAAGCCGCUGUCAGCAGCCGGCAAAGCAGGCCUGCUGCUCCCAAUUAUUACCAGUCGGAGCUAAUUCUCUGUGUAUCGCCGCUCACGGUCAUCCUCUCCCGCCCCGUCGCCACCCGGGGGCUGCCAUAGCUGCCCGUUCGCUCAGUUUUAACCUCGACGUGAAAACGUAAACCAAAUCAAACCACGAGACAAAAACAGCAUGUUUGACACCGGCUCCCUCGGGGGAGCGCACACGGCCUCAGUUCACAUCUUCCGCAUAUAUAGAAACGUAGAUCAGCCUUAAAACAGCAGGUGACCCCUGCUGACUUAAUUAUCGUUCAUAUCUCGGCUUCUAAAAUCCCGUUCAUCAAAGUUUGAUUAGGGUCCGCCUGGGGAGCCCGGGCCGGACUGCUCUUCUUACAGAAAAGCUGACAGAUGCUCCUGGACGGGAGUCACAUUUCAAAGCAAAGUGGGAGUCUUGCUGUGGACCUCGUGGCGAGGGGUUCUUUUAAUCCACGCAAAGUCGCGGCUACGGUCACGGCAAUUAUCCAUCAGGCGGAUCCAGCUACGUGCCUCAGCAUCAAAGCGCCAGAGCGUGGGCAGAGCUGCGUCCCCAAAGGCCGCAUCCAGCUUUCGCAUGCCACCCAAACAAGAAAACCUCAUGACACCGUUCAGGCCCACACAGGACUUAUCCAGCCUACCCGCUUUUUUUUUCCGUUUUUUUUUCUAAAUCCACAAAACUUCUGUUCCUGACAUCAGAGGGGAAGUUUUGACCAAAAAAAAGCAAAGAAAAAAGAUUUAAAAGAGGAAAAAAAAAAGUCACAUGUAAAUGUUUACUCAGAGGUCAGGGGCAUGUUAGGACAACGCAUGCGAAAAACAAACCAGUGCCUGCAGAUUUGAAGGCAACCCUCACGUCUUAAACCUCCGAGUCUUGCUUGAAAAACAGAAACAGAAGUCUGGGACACCUUGGCGUCACACCCCCUCCACCUUAAACCCCACCGAAAUAAAAGAUAAUAAUGAUAAUAAUAAUAAUAAUAAUAAGUGGAUAUAAGGAAGAGGAAACACCGAUAGAUAGAACUAGAAGCGUAUGAAAUAUGGGACAGAAACCACUGCCAUGCUGUAAAAUGUCAUUUUCUACCCUCGAAGCAGCCGACAAAAGAAAACCCUGCCGCAGCUCCCUGUGUUAGACUGACUCUGUGCUUCUAGUGACGUGAGCUAGCGCCGUGCUUAGUGUGAGCAGCAUGACUUUAACAUUUCAUACGAGGACAUUUCAAGCACCCACUGGGAGUUGAGUCCCACUCCACCUCUUGAGUAUCUUCUGUAAGCAGAGUAUAUUUACAGCGUAAGAUAUGAUAACUUGUAAUCUCUUAGCAAAGCAUUUUUGCACUGUGUAAGUGCCACCACUUGAAUGUAGCCAAAGUGACUGUGUAGUCCCCUCAUCUAUGGUGAUUGCAUCAUCUACACUUUGUUCAUCCUAUGAAGACAAUAAAAGAUACAAGUAUAGCAAUGUAUUAUUUUUGCCUUUUAUCUUGUUGUAUUAAUGUUUAUAUUUGUUGUUCAUUGCUUCCUAGAAGAGAAUAAAACCUUUUAUUCAGCUGUA
Messenger RNA from Menidia menidia (Atlantic silverside), 4086 nucleotides. The record is from the annotation of a GenBank genome assembly. Lineage: Eukaryota; Metazoa; Chordata; Actinopteri; Atheriniformes; Atherinopsidae.